Drosophila persimilis is the source of this 2326-nucleotide messenger RNA. RefSeq lists its product as uncharacterized. The record is from RefSeq and is a predicted model, not a curated record. The transcript is spliced from 9 exons. NCBI's taxonomy places the organism in Eukaryota, Metazoa, Arthropoda, Insecta, Diptera, Drosophilidae. The coding region runs from base 19 to 2244 and encodes 741 amino acids.
AGCCACCCAGGUAGCAGCAUGGUCAAAUCAAAUACUUGGCUUCUGCUCUUGGCCAUGCUCUGUCUAAUCAACUUUGUCGCCAAAGCGGAUGAGACUGCUCAGAAUGGACGUGGACGUGGACGCGUUGGCCGCCAUCUCUCCACAACACCUUUGAGUCACACAGCGACUGAGUCCCCGGACACUGCGACGGAGUCAGCGACAGUCACAGAGUUAGCGCCAACAGAAUCCGCCACGGAACUGGCACAGGAAGACUGGCAGCCUGUGGUGAAUGCCACACAGAUGACGAUGCCGACGCCGCUCAGGAAGCAGAUGGAUGAAAGAGCCGGCAGCGAUUCGGUGCUGCUGCGUUUGGCCCGUCGCUUCACCAGCGGCAACGAGCUGUGGAAUGGCAUCAUUCGCGAUUGCUAUCUCCGGCCAGACAUCUCGUGUUUUCAAAAGAACGUUUUCAGCUAUCUAAAUGACGCCCUCGAUGUGCAGGAUGUGAAUGUGACACAGCGCCUCAAGUUCUUUAAGAAUCAAGUGCAGUACGAGGCGGAUAAGGAGCAGGAGCAGCACAAUGCAAACGAGAUUCCCAAUAGGGCGCGUGCCGCCCCGCCGGCGGAAACCCCCAUCGAGGAAGUGACAACGGCGCUGUAUGGCAAGAGUAUUAAAUUUGCGAUGACCCACGAUCUGGAAGUGGAUUUACCAGAAGUAAUGUUCAAUGGCGCCACAUUUCGCAUCUCGCCGCGUUCCAUCGAAGGAAAUGGAAUCAUUGCCAAGCUGGAGCUAAUACCCAAGCAGGUGGUCAAGGCCCGGCUGGCUGGCAUGAUAAUCCAGAAGAAAAUACAAAAAUUUCUACGCAGUAAAAUUGUGCUGUCAUUCCUGGCAUUGCUGCUAAUCAUCAAAAUCAUCAAGAUCAAGUUAUUCUGGUUGCUUCCGAUCGUCAUUGGCGUUGGUGCGGCAAAGAAGUUGCUCCUGAAAUUCCUGCUGUUCCUGUUCCCGGCAUUGUCGCACCUCUUUAAGUUGUGCUCGCACUACCAGCAAUCGUAUCAUGCACCCCUUAAGUACCACCACCACCAUCACCUAAUUGAUCAUCAUCACACGGUGGUUCCACCAUGGCACAGUGGAGAACACCAGUCGGUGCCUGACAUUAUCUACACUCACCCACCCAAGGGUCAUCCAUCUGCGUAUCUCCAUGGUGCGCCCGUGCACGAGAGCCAUGGACCAGGAUUCGAGCACUUUGAGGGCGCAUGGGAGAACAGCGGCCCGGGACUGGGGUCUGAAUACAUAGGCGAUAUAAAUCGCGCUGCACAAAUAGAGGAUAAUCCGCAUUUAUUUAAGCCGAAUACGGCGAAUGAUGCUGGGGUACUGCAUGCUUGGGGCCUGGGCACCACACAGACGUAUCCUAAACAGCCGCAGAACCAUCCACAGCAGCACCCACAGCAGCAGCAGCAACGUUGGCCUGCCACACAACAGUCCAGGCCACCGACAGCCCAACAGCACAGGCCGCAAUUACAACACCAGCAGCAGCAACAGCAACAGCAGCAGAAAUUUCAACAACAAUUAAACGCCCAGAAAGUACAUGCCUCUAGUCACAGUUUAAAUCCAUUUCAAAGUCAGGAUAAACAAAGCUCAAGGCCAGCUUACACCCAGCCGCAUCCGGUAUACGUUCCAGGACACCAGCAGCCACAGCUAGGACCAGGAUCAGGACCCGGAGCAGGACUGACGGCUGCCGCACAGAUUGCCGCACAAUACGAGCCAGCACGCAACAAUCAGCAGCAGCAGCAGCCACAGCAACAGCACCACCAAAAUUUGCAGGAGCCACAACUUUCGCCCGAACUUGCCGCCCAGCUGAAAGAGGCCAUACGCAUUCAGGCUGAGCAGCGUCUGAUCCAGCAGCAGCAGAAGAUACUCGAGCACCAGCCGUUUGUGCAGGACGGACAGCCGCUGUAUCCGCUCAACUAUGAUCCGUUUUAUAGUCCCAUACUGCUGAAAAUCGAUAAAAUCGUGGAACAACUGGGCGUGAAAAACGACCUGUGCAAGGAGCGCAUUGUGUGCAGCAUGUACAAGGAUCCAGCCACCUAUAGUCCGCACAGCAAUUUCGUUUCCGCUGAGCUCAGUCGCGAUACCAGCGAGCUGGAGCCCGUAACGCAUGCGAAUGAGGCCGUACGUCGCUUCUAUCGGCUCAUCCAGGCGGCGCGAGAUGGCCAGGAUCAAAAGGAUUGCCAGAGUCUCUAUCCACAGUGCACAAUGCCGGCAAAGUGAGGCCAAGGCGUGAGGCGGAACGAGUACCAGUACGAGCAACUUUGAAGUCAAAUUUUCCUUGUUAAAAUGAACUGUAAAUAGG